GGAAAAGAUAUUCCAUGCAAAUAGUAAUCAAAAGAGAGCUAGGUUUGCUAUUUUACUGUAAGACAAAAUUGAUUAUAAGUCAAAAAAGGUUAUAAGAGACAAAAAAGAAUAUUAUUUACUUAUAAGUUUUGAUUCACCAAGAAUAUGUAACAAUUUUAAAUAUGUACACAUCUAAUAGCAUAGCCCCAAAAUAUAUGAAGUAAAAACGGACAGAACUGAAGGGGAAUAUCCAACUACAAUGACAGUUAUUUUAAUAUCCCAUUUUCAAUAAUGGAUGGAACAACCAGACAGAAGAUCAAUAAGGAAAGAGAGGACUAUAAACCAAUUAGACUUAAGGGACGUAUACAAAACAUUUCACCCAACAAUGGCAGAAUAUACAUUUGUCUCAAGUACAAACAGAACAUUCUCCAGAAUAGACCAUAUGUUAGUUCACAGGUCAAAUCUUAAUAAAUUUUAAAAGGUUGACAUCAUACAGAAUAUCUUUUCUGAUCACAAUGGAAUGAAACUGAAAAUCACUAACAGAAGAAAAAGUGGAAAACUCACAUAUAUGUGGAAAUUGAACAACAUAUGCUUAAGCAACCAAUGGGUUGAAAAAGAGAUCACAAUGGGAAAUUAGAAAAUACUAUGAGGCAAGUGGAAAUGAAAAUCCAAUAUACCAAAAAUUAUGGGAUACAGCACAGCAAUGCUGGGGGGGAUUAAUAGUUAUAAAUGCAUACAUUAACAAAGAAGAAAGAUCUUAGAUCAAUCACCUAACUAUACACCUUAAACAAUUAGAAAAAGAAGAGCAAACUAAACCCAAAGGUAAAAGAAGGAAGGAAAUAAUAAAUAUUACAGAGGAAAUAAAUGAAAUGAGAAUAGAAAAAUAGAAAAAAAUUAACAAACCCAAAUUUGGUCCUUUAAAAAGAUCAACAAGAUUUGUGGGCACAGAAUUGUUCAUAACAUUCCUCUGUUAUCCUUUUAAUGUCUGUGGGGUCAGUAGUAAUGGCCUCUUUUUCAUUUCUGUUAGUCAUUUGUGUCCUCUCUCUUUUUCUUGGAAAAGAACCGGUAGCUAGGCUAGAGGUUUAUUGAUUUUACUGAUCAUUUCAAAGAACCAACUUUUGGUUUCUUUGAUUUUCUCAAUUAAUCUCCUGUCUUCAAUUUCACUGAAAAAACAGAGAAAUCUCUGCUCCAACUUUUAAAAAUUUCUUUUCUUCCAUUUCCUUUGGAUUUAAUUUGCUCUUCUCUUCUAGUUUAUUAAGAUGGGACUUAGAUGAUAAUUUUUGAUUUUUUUUCCCUAAUAGAUGCCUUCAAUGCUAUAAAUGUCCCUUCAAGCACUGCUUUUGUUGCAUCCCAGAUUUUGGACUCCCCGGACAUUUCACCCACGUGCCCUCCGACUCACCCCCAGGGGCCCUGACGCCUCCAGUUCAGAGCUUGAGAGGGACCCGUGGCAAGAGGGCAGUUGCUCACAGCAGCUCGGCCUCUGGGGGCUGGGGCUUCGCUCAGAUUCCCUUGCAGUGAUCGCAUGGUCAAGUGCCUUGCAUGGACUCAGGAGCGGGAGCCUGUGACUCAAAGAGCUGGAAGAGGGGGUCCGGGAGAAGAGACAGAAGAGGACAGAAGGCCAUUCUGGGCCUGGGAGGCAGAGAGGCCAGGCCAGAGGCCCCUCGGAAGUCAUGCCCUGCUGGCUAAUUCCACAGGGCCGGCAGGAGCCGUGUCGCCGUCGGCGGUGUGGCCGUCCCCUCCCAUCCCCGGAGGUCGCGGAGGCGCGGAGCCGCUGUCGGGUGGAGCGGCGGCCGCCUCCCACAGCAGCUCGGGGCCCCACGGAGCUGUCACCUCCGUCCUCUCGGUCACCGCCGUCACCUCCGUCCUCCACCUGCAGCGCGGCCGCCGGCAGCUCCUCCUCUCGGCAUCACCGGCUCCGGGGCCGCCACGGAGCGCGGGUGUCGUCCCUCGGCCUUUGCGCUCGGGCUCAUUCCGGUUCCUGGCGGCGACCGUCGGACAAAGAUUCUGCCUGUGGAUUCGAACCGGAACCGCCCGAAGACGCUCCCGUGGGCGGUGCGGGCCGCAGGGAGAGGCUGGGGUCUGGCCGAGGGCGGAACCUCCGGGUCUGGCACCUGCCGGGCGGCCCGCUGGGGGCGCCCCCUGUGGCCACGCGGAGCUCCACCUCCCGGGGACGGGGUGGGUAGAGGGGAGGCCGCAGGCGCCUGCUGGGUGCGCUGUGCCGGGCGGUGGCUCCUCACAAGCACUCUGCAAGGGCGCAGCCCAGAGGCCUGACUCGGCCUUGGGUUCCCGGUUCAGGGGCCUGGGGGACGGUGGCAGAAGCAGGGGCCGGGGGCCGGGGCCCCGGCUGGCUUAGGCUGUCUUUGCCGUUGUGCCUGGAGGCCCGGCCGAGGCUGGUUCUCUCCCAAAGUGAGGCAUUCCUGCUCUGAUUUGUUCUGGGGAGAGGCUGUGAUGGCGGCGGGGACAGGGCGGUCUUCCCCUCAGGCUGGUAGAGGGCUGGCAGGCACGCAGGCUGCGCUGUCGCCUGGUAGUCCUCGGGAGCUGCGUGGCUCCUCGCAGUGGUCCUGGAGCAGCAGUGAGUGUGGGAAGGGCUUGCGCUUGGCAGAGAAGG
Molecule: messenger RNA, 2587 nt
Organism: Ailuropoda melanoleuca (giant panda)
Lineage: Eukaryota; Metazoa; Chordata; Mammalia; Carnivora; Ursidae
Product: translation initiation factor IF-2-like
Exons: 5
Coding region: 1502-2332 (276 amino acids)
Source: RefSeq, a predicted model, not a curated record